Messenger RNA from Macrosiphum euphorbiae (potato aphid), 639 nucleotides. NCBI's taxonomy places the organism in Eukaryota, Metazoa, Arthropoda, Insecta, Hemiptera, Aphididae. The record is from the annotation of a GenBank genome assembly.
AUGUCGAAAGUGUCUUUUUCGACGUUGGCGUAUUGUAAAAUGGUCGCCCAUGCUGCCAAAUAUCCUCACUGUGAAGUAAACGGAUUACUGGUCGCCGAGAACUCUACUAAGGGCGAUAAGUUGGUUAUAGUGGACACUGUUCCAUUGUUCCAUCAGUGUCUCCAUGUAUCACCGAUGUCAGAGAUCGCCUUGAUGCAAAUCGAUCAAUCUGCCAGUACAUGUGAUAUGUACAUUGCUGGCUAUUAUCUAGCCAAUGAAACGUUGGAUGACUUAAGUUAUGAUAAACCAGCCCAUAAGAUUAUGGAUAAAAUUGUUGAACAUGAGACUGAUGUCUGUAUGGUUGUGAUCAAUAAUCGAUUAAUGGAAUUAAAUCAAAAAGAAAGUGCAUUAUUAGUGCACACCCAAGAUGAUGGAAAAUGGAAACGCCUGAAUAACUCUAACGUACAAAUAGAAAAUGUAACAUUGGCAGCUGCAUCAGCUGUAUUACAACAACAGUUGUAUAAUAAUUUGGUGGAUUUUGACAAUCAUUUGGAUAAUUUGUCUUUAGACUGGCUCAAUACAGAAUUUUCCAACUGUGUAGAAAGAACAUCUGGACAUGACAUGGGAAGAAGGCUGAUGAUUAAUAAAUCAGUUUCUUGA